AUGGGUCAUACAACAUAUAAUCAUGGUGCUAUAUUGGCAAUAGUCUCCCUUGGUGGAUUGCUUCUUGGUCUUGAAAUAUCAGCAAUGGCUGUUUUUAUUGGUUCACCUAUUUUUUUGGAAUAUUUUAAAAACCCAGAUUCAAUAUUACAAGGUUUUAUAGCAGGUUCAAAUCCAAUAGGUGCUCUUCUUUCAGAUAGAUUUGGAAGGUUGUUUACAUUUAGAACUGCUUCAGUUAUAUGGAUUCUGGGUUCUAUUGUAUCAAUCUUAGUCGUUCAUAUAUACAUGGUUAUUGGAGGAAGAGCUGUUAAAGGGAUUGCUGUUGGUAUAUUUUCGUCUAGUUUAACAGUCUAUGUUACUGAGGUUUUCCCACCGCAUAAAAAAGGUUUAGCUACAUCCAUUACUCAAUGGUCAUUGACUUGGGGAAUUAUGAUAAUGUUUUAUUCAGCUUAUUUGUGCAGUUUUAUAGAAAGCGAAUUAUCAUUUCGUAUAGCUUGGGGGCUUGAACUUUUACCUGGAUUACUAUUGCUCAUCCUUUCAUUUUUCAUUCCUGAAUCACCAAAGUGGUUAGUAACUAAAUCCAGAUGGAGAGAAGCAAAUAUGAUUUAUAAAAAGUUAAAACAUUCUGAAGAUAGUUUAUACCCAGAUUCAGAGAUUCAAGAUAAUCAAGAAAUAAAAACUCAACCUGUUGGAGAGGAAGAAGAUGAUUUGAAUGAAGCUAAAGAAGCACUUGAUUUACAUGAAAAGAAACUACAAAAAUGUUCAUAUAGGGAUUUAUUUCGUCAAGAUUUAAGAAAACAUUUGCUAGUUGGUAUAGGGACUCAAGUAUUCACACAAUUAAGUGGUAUUGGUGUUCUUAUGUAUUAUUUGGUGUUUAUUUGUGAAAUGAUUGGAUUAAGAGAUGAUGUAAAGCUUUUAUCUUCCUCAAUUCAGUAUGUUAUCAAUGUCAUAUUUACUAUUUUCCCAAUUUUAUGGAUUGAUAGCUUAAGACGUAAAGAUGUUUUGGUUUAUGGAACUUCAACAUUGGGUGCUUGUAUUUUUGCCAUUGGUGUAAUAAUGGUUCAUUUUGGUCAUAAGAUAAACAAUCCUGAAAAUGAGAUGAUCACUAGAACAGUGGAAGGAUUUGCUGGAUCAUUCACUUUGGCUCUUUGUUUUCUAUUUGUGGCCAUAUUCGCCUCUUCUUUAUCUUGUGCUGCUUGGUUAUAUACAAAUGAGAUAUUGCCGGUUCGUGCUAAAGCUAAAGGUUCAGCAGUUUGCAUGAGUGUUUCUUGGAUUGUCAAUGGAUUAUUAACAUUUUUAACACCGAUAGCAUUGAAGCAUAUCGACUGCUAUACAUUUAUGGUCUUUGGUGGUUUUGGUGUUAUUGGUGCUUUCACUAUUGGGAUUACUUUCCCAGAAACAUAUGGUCAGGAUGAGGAUGGUAUCAAAAAUAUAUUUAACAAAGGUAUAACACCAAACAAUUCUGAAACUAAUCAACCAUCAGACAGUCGAGUAACAGGAAAUCAACCAACUGUAAGAGAUCAAAAUGAUGAAAUUUUUGAAGUCGAGAGUGAUUCUGUGAAUUCAAAUGAAAAGCAUGAUACUACCUCAAGAUAUAUUUAUUCAAAGAAAUCUAAUAAAGCUCAAGAUGAACCUACAAAGCAAACUAUUUUACUACAGAAUAACGAUGACACACCAGAUGAAGUUGAGAUUAAUCCAGUGAAGACGAUAAACAAUUUCAAAUCAGAACGUACAAACUUAUCAUUUCCGCAGCUUAAGAAUUAUCAUCAUGAAAUUAUUCAACAUUCAAAUUCACCAAGUACAAAUUCAGAUAGAUUAAGUACCACUAAUGUACCUCCAGAAAAUAUGAGUCCUUUCUUCAAAAAAAUGGGUGGUCCAUUUGAAACAGAUUCUGAUCUGAUUUCCACUCAACAAAACAUUGAAGGUACUGAUGGUGAUCAUAGUCCAACUUAUACAGGGGGACUAAUAAUUGUAUUUUGGGAUAAAAUUAUCACAUCACAGGACAAAGCUAAUAUUUCAAUCACUAAUGAACGUUCAAAAUACUCUGUAUGGGAUAUUGAAGAAACAUUUAGAAAUAGAGAAGCUAAUGUUAAAUUAGAGUGGAAUAUCCAGCCAUAUGUUGGUCCUUUAGUGUUUGGCUCAACAGAAGGUGAAACUUUAAUGGUUUAUCCAGAUCCUCAUACACCCGAGGCUAAGAAAACCAGAAAGAAGAAACAGCAACAGCAUUGA
Messenger RNA from Hansenula ciferrii, 2226 nucleotides. RefSeq names its product signal peptidase complex subunit SPC3 (gene SPC3). Gene Ontology annotation, cellular component: signal peptidase complex; membrane. The record is from RefSeq and is a predicted model, not a curated record. The transcript has 3 exons. Gene Ontology annotation, molecular function: carbohydrate:proton symporter activity. Gene Ontology annotation, biological process: carbohydrate transport; transmembrane transport. Bases 1 to 2226 code for a protein of 741 amino acids. NCBI's taxonomy places the organism in Eukaryota, Fungi, Ascomycota, Saccharomycetes, Phaffomycetales, Wickerhamomycetaceae.